Cyanistes caeruleus (blue tit) is the source of this 1074-nucleotide messenger RNA. The record is from RefSeq and is a predicted model, not a curated record. NCBI's taxonomy places the organism in Eukaryota, Metazoa, Chordata, Aves, Passeriformes, Paridae.
AGUAUUUUGUUUUAGUCAUGGUUGGAUUUACCCUGCUCAUUAUCUUAUAAAUAACCGUGUGAUUUGCCUGAUCUAUUUUCCUCUGGCAUUGUGGAGGAAAAGGGUAUCUUGUUACAUUUAUGCAAAAGAAAGUAAAGCCUGGCUAUUAUCUGUUAGCAUAUCUUGGUGUUUGUCAAGGUGUCAUUUACUACUGUAAUCCUAAGGGAAUUUAGGAUUCAGUUGAAAAAUUGUUUUGUUUGCUCAGUUUAUUUCUCUGUGUCAUUAUGAUAUAAGCAAUUAGAAUAGAUGUGGGUAUUUGUUGUUUGUUUUUAAUGAAGUUUACUAAUUUCUGUUUCGCACUUGUGUACCACUUAGAGUGUUGUGUCUGCUACCAAGAGGCAGCUCUGCAUUGCCAUUCAAACAUCGGUGGGGAAAUUAUCACACUUCUCAGUUUUGGAAACUAGUUUACAUAGAGAUUUUCAUGUAUGCCCUUGUGAACUUUGGUUGACUGCUUGUGGGUGACUGUCCUUAGGUAAAGGACCAAUUGAGCCUAAUUGUAUUUAGACAGAUGUAGCUGUUACCUUACAUCAGGUGAUAGGAACUGCAGGUGAAGUGAACCAGUUACUGUCUGAUUUCAGCAGAGGAUUGGUUACUUUGUUCUUGAGUGGAAAGAGCUCAGGUUGGCCAUGUGUAUAGACAGGGAAUUUCAGAGCUACUUAAUAUUUGGUUUAUCUUUUUCCACCAGAUCCCAAGAAAAGUGUGGAAGAUGAAAUUGAGGCUAUUCUACAGGAGCGGAUAAUGGUUUUGGAUGGGGGCAUGGGGACCAUGAUCCAGCAACAUGCGCUGACAGAAGAGCAUUUCCGAGGGCAUGAAUUUAAAGAUCAUUCCAGGCCUUUGAAAGGCAAUAAUGACCUUCUCAGUAUAACUCAGCCUGAUAUAAUCUGUGACAUACACAAGGAAUAUUUGCUGUCAGGCGCUGACAUCAUUGAAACCAACACUUUCAGCAGCACCCGAGUUGCACAGGCUGACUACGGCCUUGAGCAUUUGGCAUAUCGAUUAAACAGUAGAAUGAUGCUGUGCAUGUUUUUAAGUUAG